Messenger RNA from Fusarium keratoplasticum, 1494 nucleotides. RefSeq names its product Aldedh domain-containing protein. NCBI's taxonomy places the organism in Eukaryota, Fungi, Ascomycota, Sordariomycetes, Hypocreales, Nectriaceae. Gene Ontology annotation, molecular function: succinate-semialdehyde dehydrogenase (NAD+) activity. The record is from RefSeq and is a predicted model, not a curated record. Bases 1 to 1494 code for a protein of 497 amino acids. The transcript is spliced from 2 exons.
AUGACAUCCAUCGCUUCCACUCUCAACGACGCCAGCCUCGUCGCUGACAAGUCCUACAUCAACGGCGAAUGGGUGGCAUCCGUCUCUGGUCAGACCUUUGAGGUCCGCAACCCAGCUACCGACCGGGUCAUUGGCACCGCGCCCGAGUCUACCGUUGACGAUCUCAACAAGGCCAUCCAGGCCGCCUCAGAUGCUUUCCCUCUAUGGCGAGCCCAAUCAGGCCGCCAGCGUGGUCGCAUCCUGCGCAAGCUCGCCGACCUCAUCGCCGAGAACAAGGUUGACAUUGGCAAGGUCAUCACCGCCGAGAACGGCAAGGCCAAGCCCGAUGCUGAGGGCGAGGCUCUCUUCUCUGCUGGCUUCUUUGAGUGGUUCGCCGAGGAGGCUCCGCGACUCUACGGCGAUGUCGUCCCUCAUGCCCAACCCAACGCCAGAAUUCAGAUUCUUAAGCAACCCGUGGGCGUCUGCGGCUUGAUCACGCCCUGGAACUUUCCUAUGGCAAUGGCCGCACGCAAGAUCGCUGCCGCCCUCGCCGCUGGCUGUACAGUCGUUGUUAAGACGGACGGCGUCACUCCCUACUCUGGAAACCUCCUCGCCGUCCUUGCCGAGCGUGCCGGCGUCCCCAAGGGUGUUCUCAACAUCGUCACCGCCCUCAAUAAUACCCCCAAGCUUGGCCUUGCCCUCUGCGAGUCUGACACGGUCAAGAAGAUCUCCUUCACCGGUUCCACUCGAGUCGGAAAGAUUUUGAUGAAGCAGUCGGCCGAUACCCUCAAGAAGCUGAGCCUUGAGCUGGGGGGUAACGCCCCCUUCAUCGUCUUUGACGACGCCGACCUCGAGACGGCCGUUGCCAGCGCUGUCAUCGCCAAGUUCAAGGUCUCUGGCCAAACGUGCGUGUGCGCCAACCGAAUCUACGUGCAAGAAGGGAUCUAUGACCAGUUCGCCAGGCGACUGGUGGAGGAAGUGAGCAAGUUCAAGGUUGGCAACGGAACUGACGCCUCCGUCACUCACGGCCCCAUGACCACGAGUGUCGAAAAGGUCGAGGAGCAUGUCAAGGAUGCCAUUGGCAAGAAUGCCACCGUCCUCCUCGGUGGACAGCGGUUGCCCGACCUUGGCAAGAACUUCUUCCAGCCCACCAUCCUCGGCGAUGUAAAUGACACCAUGGCCGUCACCUACGAGGAGACAUUUGGUCCUCUUGCGGCCCUGACAAAGUUCAAAACCGAGGACGAGGUCAUUGCCCGAGCGAACAAGUCUGAGGUCGGCUUGGCCUCAUACGUCAUGACUACCAACCUGGCCCGAUCGCACCGCGUGCAAGAGAGGCUCGAGUUCGGCAUGGUUGCCAUCAACACAGGCGUCAUCGCCGACUGGGCAGCACCUUUCGGAGGUGUUAAGCACUCUGGCAUGGGUCGCGAAGGCAGCAAGUACGGAGUUGACGACUACAUGGUCCUUAAGACUAUUGUCACCGGCGGCAUUAACACUGUUUAUAACCCCCGUCUUUAA